Gamsiella multidivaricata is the source of this 660-nucleotide messenger RNA. RefSeq lists its product as uncharacterized. The annotation marks the transcript as partial. Lineage: Eukaryota; Fungi; Mortierellomycota; Mortierellomycetes; Mortierellales; Mortierellaceae. The record is from RefSeq and is a predicted model, not a curated record. The transcript is spliced from 3 exons.
AUGACCUCGACUACUACGACAUACAAGUUGCCAAAGCCACGUCCUUGUCUGAAGGACAGAGCUCAGCGUUUGGAUAUACCACAGACCCUUAGAGAAAUCAACGCAUACAUCAACCGAUACCGGCUCAUUGAGAGUCAGACCGAUGAGGAUGAGUAUAUCGAUAUUGAAGGUAUCGACGAGCCUCUGGAAGAGAAAGGUGCCAAUAUCAGGAGUACCUCUCAGCCUUCUUGCUCAAGAACGACGGCUACCCAGGCUAUGAGGCUGCCCAAAUCUAACAAGAUGACUGCGCGCCAGGUGGACGACAUCCCCUACACACGAAGGAUAGCCAAGACGCCAGAGAAGCGUUUGAGCCAGCAGGAAAACAACAGUAUCCAAGCAGCGUACCAGGAAAUAUCCAAACGAGAGAACUCGCUUACGGAGACAAUAAUUAUCAAGGAAACCAAUACGGCCCAUGACGCUCGGAAAGAUAUCCGCGGUAUCCUUCAGGCGUUCGAGUCCUCCUCAGGUCGCCAAAAGGAGUUACAUACGCAGCAUCUUCGAACAACACGCGCAUGGGCUAAGCUCUGUGCUAAGGAACGGCCUUAUGUGCGACAGCGUGCACUCGAGGAGCAUAAGAACGUGUAUCUUUUGCUUCCACCAGGUCCGUCAAGCCCGGUCCCG